Molecule: messenger RNA, 2076 nt
Organism: Brassicogethes aeneus
Lineage: Eukaryota; Metazoa; Arthropoda; Insecta; Coleoptera; Nitidulidae
Source: the annotation of a GenBank genome assembly
AUGGAAGUAGAUUCUCCUGAACCAGAAUCCAAUGUGAGUGAAAAAGUAGGCAGUUGUACUCGAACCAUUAGCUGGAAAACUUUUGAGGCAUUUACAGAAGAUCAAAUUUUACCCUCGUUAUGUUUAGAAGACUCGCAAGAGCAUUCAAUGAUUUUUGACGGGGAAGUUCAAGUUUCCAAUGAUCUUGAUGAUGUGUUUAUUGAGAUCGAUGGUUGCUUAAUGAGUGAAGUUCUAGAAGCUGUGGCACAUGAAGACAUUAUAACAGAGACGUCAUCAGAUUCAUCAGAAAUUACCAACGACAGUGCUAAAAAUGAUGACAACGUUCAAGUUCACACAAAUAAUAACGAAACAAUGGAAACAGAUACUGAUGACAUAGAAACAAAUACUGAUAACCCAAGACGUAAACGUAAUCAAAAUGAAACAAGAGAAGAUUUGGCUAAAAAGAGAAAAAUUGAAAAACAUUCUCUUAGAGACCCUUGUCCUGAUUCUUGUUUAAAAAAAUGUACCUCAAAAUUCUCUCAAACUUGUCGAGAAGCUAUACACAAACAAUUUUGGUCAUUAAGUUGGAUAGAACAAAAGUCAUUUAUCCUAAAUACUUGCGUAAGAAAAGAAGUAAAUAAAAAAUCCGAAGAUUCUUCUAGAAACUUAUCAUUUAUAUAUAAGUUUUCGGUAGAAGGAAAAAGUGAAUUAGUAUGUAAAACAUUUUUUCUUACAACUCUUGGUUUUCAUCCAAAAAAUGACAAAGUUAUUUUCAAUGUACUCCACACUGAUUUACCUUUAAAAGAUAACAUCCAGUUGCAACCUGCUCCAGAUGGACGCGGUAAAUCUUCUCCGCCAAAUAAAAUUGAUAGAUCAAAAAUAUUACAGCACAUUGAACGCUUUAAUCCAACUAUUUCACACUACCGACGUGAACAUGCUCCAAAUGUGAGAUAUUUACCUAAUGAUUUGACGAUUACCUUGAUGCACAAUUUUUUUAAAGAAGAAUUUCCAGACUUUAAUAUUUCAUAUGAGACAUAUAGAAAGAUUUUAUCUGAAGAAAAUAUUCACUUCACUAAAUUGGGGCACGAGGAAUGUGAGAUUUGUGAAGUUCACAAAAUUCAUUUAACCGAUCACUCAAAAGAACUUGAUAACACGUGUGACGAGUGUAAGAAGUGGAUAAUACAUGAUGAAAAAAGUAAACAAGCAAGAAAAUACUAUCAAGACUGUGCCAAAAUGUCGUACAAUAAUAAAACACUUUGUAUGUCUGCUGAUUUACAGAAAAUAAUUAUGUUACCCCGUCUUGAAUGUUUUAAGUCAGCUAUAUUUACAAACAGACUUACAACAUUUAAUGAAACUUUCGUUCCUGUCGGUAAGAAUCAAGUUAAUGUUGCACCUUUCGCUGUAAUAUGGCACGAAGGAAUACGAGAGCGUAGUAAAGAAGAGAUAACUUCCACUUAUCACCAAUUUUUUCUUAAACAUAAAGAUUAUGAAAAAAUAAUCUUAUGGUUAGAUAAUUGCUGUGCUCAGAAUAAAAAUUGGGCUUUUUUCUCCUAUCUGCCGUAUAUUAUAAAUUCUCCUUUGAUAAAAGCUAAGGUAAUUGAAGUUAAUUACUUUGAACCAGGACAUACAUUUAUGUCAGCAGACUCAUUUCACCAUCAAAUUGAACUAGCAAUGAAGAAAAAAGGUAAAAUUUAUGAUUUUCCUGGAUUCGUUUCGGCUGUUGAAGGAGCAAGAAAUAAAGUCAACGUAAAAGUUAUGGAUAUUUGUGACUUUUAUUACUUCGUUGAUCAUACUUCUGUAAAAAAUAGAAAUUUUAAUCAUGAUAAGACUGAGAAAGUAUAUUUAACAAAUAUUGUACAAAUAGAAGUUAACAGAGGAACGACUGAUUUAAAAUAUAAGACUGAUUACAACGGAGAAUUUAAAUUAUUAAAUAAUUAUUUAAAAGUUAAAGCUGCCAAAAAAGGUAUUCCGGAUCCGAUUCCAUGUGAAAAGAAAAAUGGUAUAAGUAAAGCAAAGAAAGAUGCGAUUUUAAAAAAUAUUUGUCCUCUGAUGCUUGAUGAGCAUAAAGUUUUUUGGCAAAGUUUACCAGAAAAAUAA